This is a messenger RNA of Brassica napus (rape), 2784 nucleotides long. RefSeq lists its product as uncharacterized. The record is from RefSeq and is a predicted model, not a curated record. The transcript has a single exon. Bases 701 to 2665 code for a protein of 654 amino acids. NCBI's taxonomy places the organism in Eukaryota, Viridiplantae, Streptophyta, Magnoliopsida, Brassicales, Brassicaceae.
UAACUAAUCAACCAUGAUAACUAUUUUAAUUGUUAUUGAAUGACCACCAAAAGUAAAAGCAAGUCUAUAUCAUUUUAUAAGAAUGCCUUUGAGACUAACGAUCUAACAUAGCUUUGAAAUUUUGAUCUAACUUUGAGAUUUACCCAUCUUCUUCCCCUAUCUUUUUGUAUACUGACUACCAAAUGGAGUCUGAGGGAGUGUCGUUAUCAUUGAUCCACGAGCAUCCUAUGAUGCUCGUGUAGUUGUGCAAGUGUAGUAAGUAGAGAAGUCUACUAUAAAGUGUAUGUGUGCAUGAUGUUGUAAGGUAUCCAAUUCUAAUAAAGAAAAAGACUUGGAGAGAAGUAACAAUGUAGACAACUAAAACUUACUCUCUUCUCUCUACAAGAACAACAAACGUAAAGAGAGAGUAAAGAGAGUGCGAGCUUGUGUGAUGAUGAUACACAAGUGAUAACAAUGAGAGUGAGAAAGAGAAGAGCUGGCCAUGCAUGAGAGUGGUCAAAACGAACAAGAGCAACAAUAUCAACAGGAACCAUUUUUAUCAAAAUAUAAAAACAAAGAAACUUGAGAGGGGAUAGCGUUUGAGUGGCCAGAGAAAGAGAUGCCCACACUGUUCAACCUCAUGACUUCUUCUUUUUCUUAAUACACGUAUUCAACCCCUUCCUCUUUCUUCAUCUUCUUUAGUAUACGAGAGAGAGAGCAAAUGGAAUCUGAGGGAGUGUGGUUACCAUUUCACGAGCAUCCUAUGAUGCCUUGGAAUGAUCUGAGGAGAGGUGAUUGUUGUGGGAGAUAUGAAUCACAGAGUGACGGCUACUAUUGUAAAAUCUGUGACUUUUUCGUCCACAAGAAAUGUGGCAACAACGAGCUCUCUGAAUUCAUCGACCACCCAUCUCACCCCAAUCACACUCUCCAGCUUCGACAUGAUACAGGAGGUAACAUAUGUGAUUUAUGUUCAAGGGAAAUCGUGAAUCUAUGCUAUCGUUGUGAGAUGUGCGACUUUGAUGUGGACCUUGACUGUGCCAAGUACCCACCACCAAAUGUUAUUGACAAUUUCGAGAUGCACCCCCACAAGCUCAUACUUCUCAAGGAACAGACUGAGUUCCACUGUUCUGCUAAAUGCGGGAAGGCCGGUGGUGGACUUCCUUACAAAUGUGAUGAGUGCGAUGUAGCCUUCCACGUGGAUUGUGUAUGGCACCCAGUAACAGAUCAUCCGACAGAGGUAAACCAUUCUUACCACUCAUUGCAUCCUCUUAAGCUCCUCACGGGGGAACCACCAUACUAUUCUGAUGGAAAAUGUCGUCUUUGCGGAAGAGAGGUUGAUAAAGAAUUGUUUUAUCAUUGUUCUUCUUGCAACUUCACACUGGAUAUGCCUUGUGUUUUGAACCCACCACAAAAAUCUCUUGUUGAUCCGAAAGUGCAUGAUCACCAACUCACCCUUCUUCCAAGACUCGAUUCUUUUACUUGUAAUGCUUGUGGUCUAAAGGGAGAUCGAAGCCCUUACACAUGCUUUGAUUGUGGUUUCAUGAUCCAUCAAGACUGUCUUGGCCUUCCACGUGUCAUUAACAUCAAUCGCCAUGAUCACCGUGUUUAUCGUACUUCCGUUCUUGGUGUUGUGGACUCUGUAUGCAGAGUUUGUCGCAAGAAGGUGGACUGGACUUAUGGUGGGUUUUCUUGUAAGAGGUGUCCUGGCUAUGUUGUUCAUUCUAAAUGUGCCACCAGGGGUGAUGUGUGGAAUGGAAAAGAACUCGAAGGAGUACCUGAAGAAGAAGAAGAUAUAGAACCAUAUGUGGUGAUAGAUGACAACACAAUACAUCAUUUCAGCCACAAAGAGCAUUACCUAAGACGAAUCCAUGGGAAUGGUGUUCUCUAUGAGGAUAACAAGUGGUGUAGUGCAUGCACCCAUCCCAUCGGUUUCCAAUCCUUUUAUGACUGUAUGGAUUGUGAUUUUUCUCUCCAUCAUAAAUGUGCUGAAUGUCCUAAAAAGAAAUGGCAUGUGCUACACAAUGAACGGCUCACUUUAGUUACAAACAAGGAGCUAGAAGUCUUCAAUUGCUAUGCUUGUCAUCAAGAGUCCAAUGGUUUCAUGUACAAGCAUGGGAAUAGGAAACUAGAUGUUUUGUGCGGUUCAAUUUCCGAGCCAUUUGUCCAUCCAGGUCAUCCCCACCAUCCCUUAUAUCACAUUCCCGUAGAAGGUGAAACCAUAUGCAAUGGUUGCAAGGGAUAUAUAUAUAGGACGGACAUCAGUUGCAUUGAAGGUGAUUGUGGAUUUCUAUUGUGCUUCCAGUGUGCCACUCUACCACAAGUGGUAAAGCACCGAGUACAUGAUCAUCCUCUCUCACUAUGCUAUGGCGAAGAAGACGUGAGUGGUAAAUACUGGUGUGACAUUUGUGAGAAAGAAACCGAUCCAAACAACUGGUUCUACACAUGCAAAGAUCAACAAGCUAUUUUGCAUACAAAGUGUGUGCUUGGAGACUCUGGAAGGCUCAUGCCAGGAAGCGUAGCAAAAGUGUGGAGCAAUUGCUAUAAGGUGGUUCUCAAUAAUAGUGUAACUCGCCCAUUUUGCAGACAGUGUAAGUCUCAUUGCAAGUACCCUAUCUACCUCAAGUUGCUUGGAACCUCAGAGAAAUACAUUUGCUGCUCUUUCUUAUGCGCAUAUGUAUGGGGAUGAAUCAUUAAAAUUGUAAGGUAAUAAAGUAUGCCAUGGAGGCAAGAUGUUUAUAAGUUUUAGUUUCUUAUAUUUUUCCUUGGACAAGUUCACUUUUAUUAUGAGUUGAUCUUCCUAAUGUA